Molecule: messenger RNA, 810 nt
Organism: Rotaria sordida
Lineage: Eukaryota; Metazoa; Rotifera; Eurotatoria; Philodinida; Philodinidae
Source: the annotation of a GenBank genome assembly
AUGGCAACUGCUGUUCCUGAUUAUUACUGUCACAAAUGUCGACUACAUAUCGGGCAUGUUACAAAUUUCGAAUGCCCACGUUGUAGAGAUACUUUCAUUGAAGAAAUUCCUCCACAACAUUCAUCAUCUCAUUUACGAAGUAAUCAACCACGUAAUCGUAGUAGAAUUCAUUUUCAUGGCUCAACACCAUUUGGUACUACAACUAUAGUUAUUGGUGGUGGUGGUGGUAGUAGUAGUCAUUCAUCAAAUAAUGAAAAUCGUGAAAUUGAUAAUCCAGAUAUAGGAACAUUUUUUCAAACAGUUCUUGCACAACUUGUUGGUGGUUCACAAGUUCCACUUGCUAUGCAACAUGGUGGAGGAAGUGGUUUGAAUACACUUACUCUUGAUGCAUUACUUACUCAAUUUUUAAAUCAAAUGGGAGAAAAUAAUGGUCCAGCACCAGCAUCUGAAAGUCGUAUAAAUUCUAUUCCAACAGUGAAAAUAACAUCUGCACAAGCACGUGAUAGUCUACAGUGUGCUAUUUGUAUGGAAGAAUUUAAAAAAAAUGAUGAAGCAAAACGUCUUCCUUGUGCACAUCAUUUUCAUGAAGAAUGUAUAUUACGAUGGCUUAGAAUGCAUGGAACAUGUCCAACAUGUCGUAUUACAUUAGAUGGUGAUGAUACAAGUAAUCAAGAAUAUAAUCAUUUUUAUUCAAAUCAACAAUCAUCAUCAUCAUCAUCAUCAUCAUCAAGGAAUAAUAAUCGUCGAAAUAAUGGAGGUAAUCAUGGACCUCAUUCAACUUCGGGAUCACGGUUGUUCGAUUUCGAUUAA